AUGGCAUCAUUAGUUGGUUCUACAGCUGUUUUAAAAGGAGUGGCUCCAAAGAAUUACCCCUUGUAUGUACCGGACAAAGAUGGAAAUUUUCAUUGUCUCAAUGAUUCCACCAUAGUGAUCUCGUUUGACAGAGUCAACGACGAUUAUUGCGACUGCCCUGAUGGUUCGGAUGAGCCGGGAACGUCUGCAUGCAGUAAUGGGAAGUUUUAUUGUGCCAAUGAGGGAUUUAAGCCCCAUUAUAUACCUUCUUCAUGGGUUAAUGAUGGGGUAUGUGACUAUCAGUCAUGCUGCGAUGGCUCAGACGAGACUGAAGGAGUGUGUGCGAACAGGUGUAAAGAAUUACAAGAAGAAUUUGAGCUUAGAGAUCGUGAAAUGGAGGAAACGGUGGUCAGAGGACUCGAAUUGAGACAGAAAAUAGCUGAAAAAUCCAGGCAACAACGCUUAACGUUGCAGAACGAGGUGAAAGUGAUGGACAAACAGAUAGAACAGCUGGAAUGCAGUUUGAAACAGUUGAAAGCAGACAAGGAACUGGCGGGUUCGGAGGGAGAGAAGCAGGUGGAAUUGACGUUCCAAAAAUACGGAGAGAUGCUAAAUGAGGCGUCCAGUAAAGCUGAAGCACAGUUCAUGGCUUUGGAUGAACACCGCAAGCGCAUUGAGGCUUUGGAAGCCAUUUUGGGAAAGAUGAACGAUGAUUAUAAUCAUAAUUUCAAUGAUCCUGCAGUCAAGUUGGCAGCUCAGUCAUAUCAAGAGUACGUUGCGAGCCGCGCAGAUAUGAAAGACGAGGACAAAAACGACGAAAUGAAAGCUAUUUUUGGCGAUUUAGAAGGAUUAUUUGUGACGGCGAAGGCACAAAUUGCUGAAAAAUUGUCAAUGAGUGGCGACGAGAGCCCAAAGAAGUCAUGGCCUAGUGCUAAGGAUCUUGUAGAUGCAUUCCUUGGAGUCAGAAGAAACGACGAGAUCCAAAACGAUGUUGGAAGGUCAUUGAUUGAGAUUGAAACGGCUAUUGAAGAUACAGAAAAGAGAAUGAAAGAUGCGCAGAGGCAAGUAAAUGAGAAAAAGGCCGAUUUAGAAAAGAGCUAUGGACCAGAAGAUUUGUUGAGGUCUAAAACGGACUGCACUACCAAUAAGAUUGCAGGAUACAACUACAAAGGGGAGAAAGAUGCUGGAACGGGCCAAUAA
This is a messenger RNA of Brettanomyces nanus, 1179 nucleotides long. RefSeq lists its product as uncharacterized. The transcript has 2 exons. Bases 1 to 1179 code for a protein of 392 amino acids. Gene Ontology annotation, biological process: N-glycan processing. The record is from RefSeq and is a predicted model, not a curated record. NCBI's taxonomy places the organism in Eukaryota, Fungi, Ascomycota, Pichiomycetes, Pichiales, Pichiaceae. Gene Ontology annotation, molecular function: protein binding. Gene Ontology annotation, cellular component: glucosidase II complex.